UGAAACUAUGGAUUAUAUUAUAAAAACUAUUCUAAUUGUGAUAAUUUCCGAAUAUAACACCGUCUGCGCUAAUGCAGCGGGGUGCGACAAAAACGUUUUCUUCAAAGAGUCCGUUCAAAACAAGGCAUUCGUCAACCAUACCUAUAAAACCCACAAAAYCAUKGAUGYUGCUUUCUGCCAAGCSCUCUGCUUYAUGGAYGCCGAUMAGUGCUACUCCUGCACCUAUGACAGCAAGAAUUUUUUGUGCAAUCUCAGUAGCUCAAACCACGUCCUGAAACCAGAGCACCUGGUGGACUCACCAAAUGCAGUCUAUUCAAGUGUAGAGAUUCCUUGUAAAUGUACUGCCAAGAAUAGCAUUUGUAAAUACAUCCCAUCCGUAAAACAAUAUCGUUGUUUYUGCCCACUUGGAUUUGGUGGCACCGACUGCGCAAAAGAUUUGCAGCUUGUAGCUGUUUAUCCAAUGAACACACAAUACMAAGCAAGACCUGUACAGACGAACAUGCCCGAAGGAGUACUUUCGAACGUCGUCUGCUCUGAACCCGCUGACUCCCGACCUGGAGGCUCCUGUACUUUCAAAGGUCGAAAAGAUAGCUACAUUGAGAUCCCAAACAAAAAAUCUGGAAAAUUGGACCUCAAACGGAGCAUGACCAUCGCCGCUUAUGURUACCCCUUCCAAAGAGGUCCCAUUUUCCAAUACAAUUCCGAGAGAUAUGGCGCCCAUUUAUGGAUAACUGGAGGUCUCAAMCUAGCGGUACGUCUUGUUACACGAGAAAUGAAAGAAAAAAGUCUUUAUCAGACAGCUAUUCCUCGAGCAAAAUGGUCAUUCGUUGGCRUAACCUAUGCACAUUCUAAGGGGAUUAACAGCUUGUGGAUUGAUGGAGUCCAAAGAACGACAAAUGACGUGGGAAAAUUUGAUCUUGCUACACAAUUUAAUGUAAGGAUGGGAGCCGUUGAAAUCGAUAACAGUUUUUUUAAAGGUCAAAUUGCUUGUGUACAAAUCUACAAGAAGGCUUUAGACAAGGAGGAAUUUGAAGAAGCUAAGCAUCUUUGUGACCAAUAUCAGUAAUUGAAAUACUGAUGGCAAUGUGAACUGUUGGAUCCAUCUAAGGAAGGUCGUGGACACACGCUGUAGUAGUUGAUAUUAUCUUCAUACAUCUGAGAACCUAUAAGGAAACACAAUAUACUUUUCUAGAAUUUAUGUAUUUUUGCGUGCUUGCGGGAUUUUUUUUCUCAGAUGCAAUUGCCCUAUUUCAUUAUGACGUCACAGUAUGUUUACAUCGGAAAACGAUGCUCAAAAACAGUGGAAAUUUGGACCCAUUUAUAUUGUGUCCUAAAGUAGAACUUAAAUGAAUCGUGCUUUGAUAUAUAUCAUGUAUAAAUAAUUUUUAAUGUACAUUUUAUUUGAUAUGCAAUCACUCUGAUUCCUUCUGGCGACCAUAAUCCUUAGCGUUAAAACAAUAGAAUGUUUUGAUGUGACGUCAUAAUGAACUAGGGUAGCCAUUACCAGGGUAUAUUUGUAAGCGAAAAGAUCACUCGAAUUCAGCAUCUCAAGCGUGUGACUAUGAAGAUACUGCAGAAACUUCGCAAACAAGAGCACGCAUAGUCUCUUUUACAARUCGCAACUUUUGGUCUCGUCAAAUUUCCUCCCCGAAAGUAACGGCUGUUUACCUAGACGCAACAUUCCUUUCCCUUUGGUUGACGAGACCGGAAGUCGCGGCUGUUAAAAGAGAUUAGAGCACACAUUAAGCACUUAAAUCACUAAUUAAUUUUAAGGACACUUAUAUGUCUUUUAUCUACAAAAACCUUUAAGGGAGAAAAAAGGCCUGCAUGUAGUAUGGUAAUUAUCCAUCACCGCAGACGAUUCAUGUUAGUGACGCACUUUUAUUGACAAAAAAAAUCACGUGAUCACUGUUUUUCUAUUAUAAAACUCCGUUCAUUUGCGUUUAUAUAUAAAUUUGAUCGUUUUCUCUUGCAUAAGCGCAUCGGCUUUUCCUAUCGAAGUGCUUCCACGUUUGUCUGAAAUUUAUGAAACAAACAGUUUCAAAAGCAAUAUGACUUUGGUGAAUCUAAAUAUCGCAACCCUUCUUUUUCGCUUCUCUGCCAAGGUGUCAUAUAGCAUUUUCAUCAAAAAAUGAUCUAGUUUCCAAGCUUUUUGGCAAUCUGUUCAAUUUCUGGUAACGUCUUUCCUUUCGUCGUUUCCUUUUCUUUCGCCCACCUGCACAUGAAUGGCAAUCACUAUCACCAACACACCAAACCAUCGCGCGACGACACUAGCGAAAAACGCAUUGCGCAUGUCCACAGCUUUUCCGCCAGUGAGCGCACGCGUCUUGAAUUCUGCCAAAUUUUCUUUGUAAACAGAGCAACUGGUGAUUUUUGUGGAAGUUUUUUACUAUUUAUAAGCUCGUUAACCGAUAUAUAAGAUUCAUAUU
Molecule: messenger RNA, 2429 nt
Organism: Exaiptasia diaphana
Lineage: Eukaryota; Metazoa; Cnidaria; Anthozoa; Actiniaria; Aiptasiidae
Exons: 4
Coding region: 8-1066 (352 amino acids)
Source: RefSeq, a predicted model, not a curated record